Bombus pyrosoma is the source of this 1359-nucleotide messenger RNA. Its product is annotated as nucleolin-like. The record is from RefSeq and is a predicted model, not a curated record. Gene Ontology annotation, cellular component: nucleus. Lineage: Eukaryota; Metazoa; Arthropoda; Insecta; Hymenoptera; Apidae. Bases 134 to 784 code for a protein of 216 amino acids. The transcript is spliced from 5 exons.
CUAUAUACCGCCAUAUUGUUUGCGACAAAUCGUGAUUGUGCUCUGGUCUAUCUUGUACGUGGUCUCGUGGAGUUUUUCUCUUGUUCGGUGAGCCCCAUUGGGAAAAUUUGCAAACAUUUCGCGAAAAAGCAACAUGAAGAAAACGAAGGACGUAUCAGACGAGGAUGAAUAUUCCGCAGAUGAUCCGGAAGAAGUAGAAGGAGCCUCUGAAGAAGAGUGGACUCCAGAAGCCGGAGCUGAAAGUGGUGCUAAAAAGAGGCCACAAAGGGAAGCUGCUAAAAAACGGCAACACUCAGAAGAAGAAGAAGAUGAAGAAGAAGAAGAAGAUGAGGAAGAUGAUGAUGAAGAGGAUGACGAAUCUGAUUCAGAUACAGGAAAGAAACCCAAAAGAAAAAGGCGGUCUAAGAAAGAAGAAGAUGAAAAAGAAGACGAAGAUGAAGAAGACUCCGAUGAUAAUAGCUUCAAUGAAUCGUCGGGAGAAACACCAAAAGAUUUUACCUCUGGUGCAUUCGUUGUGGCAAAAGCUGACAUUGGUGGAAAUACGGAUCCAACAUUGUGGAGGAUAGAUGGGAAGGCAUUACUUCAAAAGUUUCUGCCAUUCAAAGAAGAUGGGAAAACGUUAUAUAAAAGCACAUCGACGUAUUCUGGAUGGUCAGUAAAUAACAAAGAUAAAUACUUAGCAGCCCAAGUAACUUUCAAAGUGCAAAGUAGAACAGAAACCAUUGUUGAACUUCACCUUGAUCAACAUCAACAAGAAGUUGUAAAAGAAGAAAAAGAAGACUAAAUAUAGAUCAUGUUUGAUCAUAUUUGUUUAUAUACAUUUUAAGGUAUGCUAAGGAAGAAUACAUUUACAAUCACAGGUACACAUCAACAUUACAGACAUAUUACGUAAAUACGUGGAUGCAGUUUACAAAAUGAUAUCCUAGCAGAUUCGUGUUUAAAAUAAGAUUGAGUGGACCAUGGAUCUCAGUUCUUUACUAAGGGUAGCUUUACAUAUAAUUGACAAUUUUAUGAGCUGUUUGUGUAUGUUUCAAUUGAUAAAAGUUAUCAAACAAUUUCAAACAUUAUUUGUUUCCGUAAAAAAUAUGAUAUCCACUCAUAUUUCGUAUUUUAUAAAUUCGACGUGUCUAAAAUUUCUUGUUUAGACUGCAUGUUACUUUCAAAAUAUUAUUGUAUUGCUUACAAUAUUGGUAAUAAUCUUGAUAUACAAAUUUCGGCGUAGUUUUAAUUGCAAAAUUUAUUCGAUCCUCUGUUGCACUUUAAAUAAUUCAAUGUCCCAGUUAUAAGAACACCUUCAGUAACUAGAUUUCGUGUUAUGUUUAGUCGUUGAAAUAAAAAACUUUAGAUAUAGAAAAUAAA